CAUACUCUCAUCAUCUAAUAGACUAUAUCUAGCAAGCUAGCUACCAUGGCCAACUCAAAGCUUUUCUGUAUUCUUCUCCCUCUGCUUUUCAUUGCUGCUAUGCAGACAGCCAUGGCGGCCGACCCUCUCUUCUAUAACUGUUCAAGGUUUGGAAACAUCCCUCCCAAGUUCGGCCAAGAAAGUAACCUAAAAAGACUUUUGGAUAACCUCACCUCCACAACACCAAUCAACGGCGGUUUUAGCUCCGCCUCCGCCGGUCAAAUAAACUACAUAAUCUACGGCCUUGCGCUCUGCCGUGGCGACGUCUCCACCACAGACUGCAGGUCUUGCCUAGCCGACGCCAGGACCAGGAUACGCCAACUUUGCGGCUACGCCGAUGGCGCCAUCAUAUGGUACGACAAUUGUCUAAUCAAGUACGCCGAGUAUAAUUUCUUUGGGAAGAUAGACAACGUCAAUAAGUUCUACCUGUCGAACACUGAACCCGUGAGUAACCCCAACGUAUUCAUCCCGACAAGGAACCAGCUAAUGAGGCAACUGGCGGCAAAGGCCGCCGGGCAGAAUAGCUUUUACGCGGCCGGAGAUGCGAACGUCGGGUCGGCGGGAUCGAUGAAGGUGUACGGCUUGGUUCAGUGCACCAGGGAUCUCUCCGGCGAGGAUUGUAGGAACUGCCUCAACGGCGCCAUUGCGGAGCUCCCACAGUGCUGUGGUCCCCAACAGGGAGGAAGAGUUGUGGGAGGGAGUUGCAGCGUCAGAUAUGAAAUAUAUGGUUUUUACAAUUGAAAUGAAAUGCAGUGAAGAAACGCUAGCCAGGCCAGCAUGUUUAAUAUGUAUGUUAUCUAUAAUAAGGGAAAAUAAAUAUAAAUAAAAGGGGCACAUGUGUGACUUGUGAGAGUUGUCCCUAAUAACCAAGUUUGAGUCCUCGGUAUGUGUUAUACUCCCUCCGUCCCAUUUUACCUGUCUUACUUUUUCUUUUUUGUCCGUCCCAAAAUAUUGUCCACUUUCUAAAAAUGAACAUAAUUAUUCUUUUA
Molecule: messenger RNA, 1028 nt
Organism: Ipomoea triloba (trilobed morning glory)
Lineage: Eukaryota; Viridiplantae; Streptophyta; Magnoliopsida; Solanales; Convolvulaceae
Product: cysteine-rich repeat secretory protein 38-like
Exons: 2
Coding region: 46-780 (244 amino acids)
Source: RefSeq, a predicted model, not a curated record